Cuscuta campestris is the source of this 1170-nucleotide messenger RNA. NCBI's taxonomy places the organism in Eukaryota, Viridiplantae, Streptophyta, Magnoliopsida, Solanales, Convolvulaceae. The record is from the annotation of a GenBank genome assembly.
CAACAAAGUGGUCUCAGAGCUUGAUUCUUUUUUGGUUGGCUUCUUGUGUUGUUUAUGAUGGAUGACAAAGUAAUUGUUCAAGGAAUGGUUAGUUUGGACUCUACGAAUUAUUCAAUUUGGAAAAUUCGUAUUGAGGAUUAUUUAUGCUCUAAAGAUUUGCUUGACCCAAUUUUGUAUAAAGAACGUCCAAUAGGUGUUGAUGAGAAAGCUUGGACUACCUUGAACCGGAAAGCUAUUGCAUCAAUCAGACAAUAUGUUUCUUUAAGUGUGUUGCAACAUGUUGCUAAUGAAACUAAUGCUUUUGAGAUGUGGAAGAAACUUGAAUCCAUGUACGAGAGGAACAAUGCUAUGGGAAAAGCUUCUUUGAUUAGGAAGCUUGUUAAAUUGCAAUACAAAGAUGGUGAUAGCAUUGUGGUUCACACGAAUGAGGAUGAACUUCAAGCUUUGUUGUUGCUUUCCUCAGUGCCCGACAGUUGGGAUACAUUGGUGGUUUCACUUAGCAACUCUGCUCCGGAUGGCAAUAUGACUAUGGAGAUGGUCAAGGCUAGUUGAAUGAAGAGGCUAGGAGGAAAGAAUCAGCCCAAUUGUUUUCUUUAUGGUGGCCCAUAUACUAAAUAAUAAUAAAAAAGAGAGAAAAAGAUAAGGGAGCAAAAGAAGAGGAGUAGAAUGUAGUGGCAGUAGCUAUACACAGAAAAAAAAAGAAGAAAAACAGAAUUUUCGUCUCUGUGCAGCAGCAACUUUUUACCUCCGGAUCGAAGUCCAAAUGAAGUCGGAUCGUGCUCAAAUUUUAGUAUGUUGUUUCUUACAUACUCCUCUUCAAAUCCAACGGUCAGUUUAUCAUUUUGAUGCCCGAAAGGUGGUUUUCUUGCUGCUUUUUCAUACCUGCGUUUUUUUAGUGUUUUUUACUCCGUUUUGGUGAAUUGUUGGUUGUUGUUGUUCAAGGGUUGUUCCUUGAUGAUUGUGUAUGCCUCUAGUGUUGACUAGAGAGGAGAACUUGUUGUAUCCACUUGGUUCUUGGUGAUUAGUGGAAGUUUGGGUGCCGUUGUUGAGCGGCUGUGGUUUUCUCCCCGAUAUGGGGUUUCCACGUAAAUCGUGUGUUCUUUAUUUUAUUUCUGUUGCUAUUUAUAUCUGGUGGUGCUGCUGAUUUUUGGAGUAUAUUGUGCUUUGUUG